AUGGACACCCGAACCGGGAUAUUGUUCGUCUUCGAUAUACGUGCAUCACCCCUCAGUUCCUUCAAUUUCCGGCGCAAUAAGUUGUCUGUUCAGCGAUUCCCUCCUUUUCGCGAAGUGUUUCGGAUUCCAACAUCUCAAGCACUGGUAUCUGAAAAGGGGUUGAUGCAUCUGAGUCCUAUCCCAUCAACUUACGCCGUUCACGUACUCGCUGAGUUUAUUGAAUAUAAUUUUACACGCUGA
This is a messenger RNA of Opisthorchis viverrini, 240 nucleotides long. RefSeq lists its product as hypothetical. The coding region runs from base 1 to 240 and encodes 79 amino acids. The transcript is spliced from 2 exons. Lineage: Eukaryota; Metazoa; Platyhelminthes; Trematoda; Opisthorchiida; Opisthorchiidae. The record is from RefSeq and is a predicted model, not a curated record.